Messenger RNA from Paraphaeosphaeria sporulosa, 922 nucleotides. RefSeq lists its product as uncharacterized. NCBI's taxonomy places the organism in Eukaryota, Fungi, Ascomycota, Dothideomycetes, Pleosporales, Didymosphaeriaceae. The transcript has a single exon. The record is from RefSeq and is a predicted model, not a curated record. The coding region runs from base 248 to 841 and encodes 197 amino acids.
UGCGUGGGUGAGGCUCUCGGGUCGGUGGGAGUUGCGGGCGACGAUGGGGAGGGUCGUGGUGCGUCAAGUGGGUUGUUGCGAGGUGCUGGAGUUGGGAGCCGUCUGGGCCACCAAGGCGGUUAGGCGUCUGAAAGUCGUCGUCAGCUCGCUUCUUUUCCCGGUUAAUGCGCCGAAUCCGUCGGGGUGGCUUGGCUCCUUCACGUACUCGAGACUGCUGCAGCGGGCGUGCCUGGGUGGGUGAGUUCGGAUGGAAGGUCGAAGGACGGGACGGCUACGAUGUCGCGAUGGGAGUGAAGAUGCGGUGCUGAAGAUGAAGAAUGGCCAGAGCCGCAGCGCGUGGGUGCCCGAGGGCUUUUGGUCGGGGGCGUUUCAGGCUGAGGCGGUGCAGUACAUUAGUGACAUGGGGUCCCCCAGCCAGGCCAAGCGCCCGGCCACGGCGCUUCUUUGGGCGCCCCUGAUCGCCAGGAUGCCCUCGAGGGCUCGUGCCUUUGUACGGAAAUUCCGGCGCUAUGUACAGUGUAAUCUAUUUGCCUGUGCAUUUCAUGCCUGCCAUCACGAUCCAGCUCGACCGCCGCACGCGGCAACGCAGCAGUGUGCACAUCGACACCGGUUGCCUUCGCCCCCGCUGCGACGACGACGCCGCCGCCAGCGACAAGAGCUGGGCGGCAGCGUUCGCCCGUUGGCAGUCUCUAGGCAGGAAUGGAUUACGUCGCCUGCAGGAGUCGGCCGGUCGCAAGCCGCCGACACCGAUGCCAUCCAGCGACGAGCCAACCACAGCACCAGCGCAGGGAGGCUGUGCUCGCGAACGCCUCCCUCAAGAGGAACCGCUUGCGAUGGCUGACAAUAUUCGUCCGUAUAGGAAGCCCUCGCAUGCACGCUUUGCUGCCGCUGGACCUGUCUCUUCGUGAGAGCUGAACGUGGC